UUUCUUUGUGUGGCAUGUAGGCGAUUUAGGGAAGGCGCAAUCCCAUGAUUCCAAGACGAUCCGUCAGUCGAUGGUUCGUCCGCUGAUCAAAUUCAAGGCUCAAAAAUUCUGCAAGUUCAGUGUUUUAUGUCGGAUAUUUUUGUUUGUUGUGUCUCACGAGCAUAAAGAUGUCCGGGCCUUCACACAAGCAUCGUUACAAGAACUCGGGUUUGGAUUCACGAGAAUUGCGCCGACGAAGGGAAGAAGAAGGAGUUCAACUUCGCAAACAAAAACGAGAAGAGCAGCUCUUCAAACGCAGGAAUGUUAACUUACCAGAAUUGCCUGACGAUGAAAGACCCAAGCUGGAUGAUACUGCUUGUCUCAACAAAAUCUCAAAAGAUAUGGUUGAAGCUCUUUACAGUGACAAUAUAGAUCUGCAACUUUCAGCCACCCAACGAUUCCGCAAACUUUUAUCUCGCGAACCAAAUCCUCCAAUUGAUGAAGUUAUUCAAACAGGCAUUGUUCCACGUUUUGUCACAUUUCUCCAGAGCGUUGAAAAUACUACAUUACAGUUUGAAGCAGCUUGGGCACUGACAAACAUUGCAUCAGGAACUUCUGUUCAGACCCGAAUGGUCAUUGACGCAGGAGCCGUUCCAAUAUUUAUCCAUCUUUUAAGCUCCGCUAGUGAAGAUGUCCAAGAACAAGCUGUUUGGGCUCUUGGUAAUAUUGCUGGAGAUUCUCCAGAGUGCCGUGAUUAUGUCCUGAACUGUGGGGUUCUUGUCCCUCUUCUUCAACUUCUAAGCAAGUCUACUAAGACCACUAUGCUGAGAAAUGCAGUAUGGGCAUUGUCUAAUCUGUGCCGGGGGAAGAACCCUCCUCCAGAUUUCAAGAAAGUAGCACCAUGUCUCCCUGUCCUAUCUCAUCUGCUGUUUAAAGAAGACCCUGAUGUUCUAGCUGAUGCUUGCUGGGCAUUGUCGUAUUUGUCUGAUGGUCCAAAUGAUAAAAUUCAGGCGGUCAUUGAAUCGGGUGUGUGUAGGAGACUAGUAGAACUUCUCAUGCACAAUCAGGACAAUGUCAUUUCUGCUGCUCUUCGAGCUGUUGGCAACAUAGUAACAGGGGAUGAUGUUCAAACUCAAGUAAUUCUGAAUUGUUCUGCUCUGCCUUGUCUCCUUAAUCUCUUGGGAUCGAAUAAAGAAGCUGUAAGGAAAGAAGCCUGCUGGACCAUAUCCAACAUAACUGCAGGCAAUAGACAACAAAUUCAGGCUGUUAUUGAUGCCAAUAUCUUCCCAGCAAUUAUUGACAUCCUUGGAAAAGCAGAUUUCAAAACCCGUAAGGAAGCGGCCUGGGUUGUGACAAAUUCAACAUCAGGUGGUAGCCCAGACCAAGUUCGGUAUCUUGUAAACCAGGGCUGUAUACCACCACUCUGUGAACUUUUGACUGUAAUGGAUGCUAAAGUGGUUCAAGUGGCAUUAAAUGGGCUAGAGAAUUUGUUGAGAAUAGGUGAGCAGGAUGCCAAAGCUGCAGGAGCAGGAGCUGUUAACGCUAUGGCUGUGCUGAUCGAAGAAUGCUAUGGUUUGGACAAAAUAGAAUUCUUACAAUCUCAUGAAAACACUGAAAUCUACAAGAAGGCCUUCCACAUCAUUGAGGAAUUCUUUGGUUCUGAGGAAGAGGAUGCACGAGUUGCACCAUCAGUAGAUGCAGAGGGAGGUCAAUAUCAGUUCACCGAUCAGAGCGUUCCUAUGGGUGGUUUCCAAUUUUAAUCUAAUCUAACGCUCAAGGCUCUAAUGCCUUACACAGUGUAAAACUAAUUCAAUUGUUGUACAGUAAGGUUGUUUUAAAACUGAUCAUAUUCCACCGUAAUGUUGGAUAAAUUUACAGCACAAUAUUCAACCAUGAAAAGAAAAUUUAAGUUAUAUGUUGUACUCCAGAAUUUCAGGUUGUAAGAAACUAUGCCAUUUUGCCACCACCUUCAAAAUAUAUUGAUUGCUGUUUCUAAUUCAAUUUUGUUUUCUCUUUAUCUAUUUACUUUAGAAUUUUAAAUGUGUUUUCAAAAAAAAAAAAUUUCACUUGCUACAAGGUUACACAUAGUAAUAAAUGUCUAGUAUUGUAAUGGGUAUAAUUACAGGGUGUCUAGCCACUAAAAAUAUGAUAUUCUCUUAACAGGUACUGUAUUAUUGUGAUAAUUUCUGCCGUAGAAGUCUGUGGAACCAUGUAUGUUGACAUGUUUUGCUCUCUUGUGUGUUCCUUAUUUUUUGGUUCCACUAGGUUGCUAUAAACUAAAAUUGCCAUGUUAUGUUUUUCAAAAUUGUCCAGUUUGGAUGUUAAUGGAAGUUAUUUCCUAGACACCCUAUUGAAGUUAGAAUGGCUUGUCCUCCUUGUGUCUUCAGUUCUCAGAUUCUAUUUUGAAAUGUGUGUAAUGAAUUGUAUAUUCUUCGGGUGGGAGGGGGAGGGGGGGGGGGCAUUUUAUGACUUGUGAAACUUUGACCGACAGUAAUUGACACUGACAUCACUGAAUUCACUUUAUCUUGUGCCAAGGAAUUCUCUACUUUUCCAACGUGUGCUUUCCUAUUAGACUUCUGUUAUUUUUUAUUUCUAAUCCUCUUCAAAUCUAAUGUCAUUACAGACAACAUAAAGAAUUAUGUCUUCUGUACUGUACAAUUAAGACAAAAAGAGUAAUCUUUUUUGUUGUGAUCAUGAAAUCUGCAUGGAAAUUUUUGUUUGUAAAGGUACAAUCACAUUUCAUACUAUAAGAGAGCUCAUGUUUUGACUGUCCAAUUGGGCAAAACCCUGUUUCUGCCUUGUGUCACCCAAUCCUGAUAGUAAUUAAAACCAGCUUGUGUUCAAGUAAAAGUAAUUGUUCAAAUUCAAUGUUGGUAAUUCUUUCAAUUUCUUUGAUGUACUGGUAAACUUAUGUUGGGUAGAUAUAAAAUUUGGCAGAAAGCCUGUGGAUGUCAAAUUUACUGUCAAGAUUUUUUAAGUAUUGGUACUACAAUAAAUGGCUCUUAAACUUUGGAAUGAAUUGACUGUAUUUUUGUUAAAAUUUGCAUUUAUGAUGUGUAAAAUAUUUAUUCCGUAACAUUUUUUUCUCAUCCUUUCUUUACUGAAGUAGUCUAUGGUAAUGUUCUAUAUUCUUUUAAGUCUACAUGCUGUAAUUUCCCAACAUAUUCAACGCACCUUUCAGAUUUUUUCUCACUUAUUUUUUGUUUGUAUGGUGUCAUCAAACUGUGGCAAUUACCAUACAAUGUAUGGUACCUGACGAAUUAGUAGUGAACAAUGGAGAAGGCAUCAGUUCACCUUAUUUUUCAUGUUAAUGAAGGAUAACAAUUGACGAAUUAAAGACUGCUGAAUAUUUUUAGUGCGUGUCAUAAGGCAGUUUUGAUGACUAAGUUUUACUAGAAUAUCUUACCUCAAGAACAUUACUCUGCAUGAAAAUAUGAAAGAUUCCAAGUUAGGGCUUAACUUUCUAUUUUGCAAGGAACACAUGUUACUUCUAAUGUAAUUGAAAGUUUUUUGUUUUGUUUGUGUACUGUCAUUGAUUUUGGCUAAUGACCACUGAUGGUCUGACAUAUAUUGUGCCUCAAAAUAACCCGACAAUGUUAGAGGAAUUAGUAUUGACAAACUUUGUGAUGCUUUAAUUGAGGCCGAACCUUUUCCUACUCUGUUUUACAUGUUUUAUGAGAGACUUAUAUACAUUAACAUUUUAAGCAGCAACUGAGCAAGAUCACCUAUGUACUUCACAACCUCUUCAGAAACUGUGUUAUCCUUUUCCUGUGUCUAUGGAUAUACAUAAAUAAUUGGAAAAAUGAGGAAAUAUCCUGGGCCUCAUUUUGCUGUAGUUAUUAUGAAAUCUGUGAUAUGCCUUUCAAGCAGCUUGAUAUAGGUUUGGUAAAUAAAAUUGUUCCUCAGGUGCUUUACCUUGACGAGGCUAACAUUAUGUAUUAUAUGUUACAAAAAAAAAAAAUUGUUACCUUUUAGCUGAGAGGGUACAUGUGUAAAUAUUUGAGUUCAAUUCCCAGCAAAAGUAGUUUGGCAUAUUCAGGUGCCAUGGAGUUCUCUGUAUUUUUUAUUUACCUUGUUAUCUUGUCUUCUUGUGCUGCUUAUUCAUACUGUACUGGCAAACUAGACUGUGACUAACGAACAUGACAUAACUGUCCCAGUUUUUUCUGUCUGUCCCUCUUACGCUACUGUACUGGGUGUCAUCAUCUGGUAAUAAUUAUUAUUUAAUAGAGCUUUCUCUUUUUACCAGGAUCAUUUUUGGUCUGCAUACUUCUGUAGAAUUGAUUCUGGAGACACCUCUUGUUUAUUUCCUGUAUGAAUGGCUAACAUUCUAACCAUAUCGUGUACCAUAACCAUGUAAUUUUCUAGAAAUAUCUUGAUUGUCUUGAGAAAGAAAUGCUUAGUAAUGUACAUGUAAACCAAAAAUAUUAAAAUGUUGACCUUGUGACAAAGUGUUUUAUAACUAGCACAUAGAUUAUAAAUAACAAUCCUAGUCACAGCUUCACAUCAGACAACAUUGUUAUUAUUUCAUGUUGUCUUAUCAAAUUGAGCCAUGUAACCUUGCUUUUAGUGCUGUAGUGAGACUAGCUGCAAUCAAUCUAGAAUUUGGACAAACGUGAUGUAUUUUGUUGCCCUAAAUCUAUUCUGAAUCCAGUUCUUAUCACUCUUGUCUUUGGUAAACAGGUGCUCCCAUGCAGGAAAUGAAAUAAUUUCCUGCUUGGAAUGAAAAGGCCGGCAGCAUGAGACUAGUCUAAAACUGUAGGAAUUGCUAUUUUUCCUGUCCUACUUAAAUGCAUAUUGAUAUAAAUACCAUGUCUCAAAUUCUGUAUUUUCUGUAGUGAGGAAUCUUGUAUCAGUUUUGUUUUCAGUUUCAAUGUUGUAGUUAAUUUUUGAAGAAACAUGAAUCAUAAUAUUAUUUGAUCUUUA
Messenger RNA from Frankliniella occidentalis (western flower thrips), 4902 nucleotides. It is a transcript of the gene Kap-alpha1, whose product is annotated as importin subunit alpha-7. The coding region runs from base 168 to 1739 and encodes 523 amino acids. The record is from RefSeq and is a predicted model, not a curated record. Gene Ontology annotation, molecular function: nuclear import signal receptor activity; protein binding. NCBI's taxonomy places the organism in Eukaryota, Metazoa, Arthropoda, Insecta, Thysanoptera, Thripidae. The transcript is spliced from 9 exons. Gene Ontology annotation, biological process: NLS-bearing protein import into nucleus. Gene Ontology annotation, cellular component: nucleoplasm; nucleus; cytoplasm.